GCCACAUAAUAACUGUAUCAUUGACACCCAGGUGUUACAGCAAAUCAACAGUCGCUUCACUGGAAUUCCUUUGUUAGUUUUAAUGUGUGUUUGUUUCGUUGAUCCCUUUGGCUAUUUGAAGCCACAUACACAAUAUUUUAAGAUUAAUUAAAGCAGUAGCUGUCUAUGGUUUCGUGGGCAUUUAUAAACCCGGGUAAAUCGGUCCUCAAGGGGGAUUAACACGAAUGAAAGAAGUAUAAAAUGAAAAGGAAUCAUUAAAAAAUCCCAUUUGCUCGCGAACCGAAAUUUGUAACGAAAAUUGUGCCCCAUGUGGAAAGCGCAAAAUCUCUUUCACGUUAAAUCAAAGAUGCAGUAUAUAAACUCCAAACCUACUGUGAAUCCGUCACAUUUCGACAAAACAAGUUGUGAAGGAUACACACGAAGAUUCAAGUAGGUAAGCAAUAUAAUUAAUGGAUAAUAUAUUUUGCCGAAUAUUUUCCAAAUUUGAUUUACAAUAAAUAUUCUUUUAGGCAUCUGUCAGAAUGGAGCUGCAUCGUAUGGCCUGGUUGUGCACCAUUAUCUGCUUUGCGCACGUUUACUCGUUUCCAACAAACUGCUUCCUUCAGAAGCAUUUGAUGGAGAGAUCAUUUACUCUCCUAGAUACUGUGGGUGGGUUUUUUCCUGAACAAUGCCUGGAGGAUGAUGUUUCAGUUACGUUCCCUCAAAAUGUUUUUGAGUCAAACAAAACGCAACAGGUUGGAGUCGAGAAGGCCAUUUACCAGACACUGCAGAAUAUUGACGCUCUGUUUGAGAACGAUGAUGUUCCUGACGAGUGGAAUAAAGAAAAAUUAGACGGAUUUUUGCACACCAUAUACCGCCAGAUUAAUGACACCAAAUGCAUCUUGAGCAAAUCCGAAACUGGACAGGAUUUGGACAGAGAUGCUGCGCUCAAAGUUUACUUUGACACCAUAUCCGCCAAUUUGAAGAAAAAGAAUUUCAGUUACUGCGCCUGGGAAGUUUUGAGAAAGGAGGUUCUCCGCAUACUGAACCACAUAUUGAACCACAACAAGGACAAUAUGCUAUGA
Triplophysa dalaica is the source of this 1064-nucleotide messenger RNA. RefSeq names its product interferon phi 3 (gene ifnphi3). Gene Ontology annotation, molecular function: cytokine receptor binding. The transcript has 5 exons. The coding region runs from base 522 to 1064 and encodes 180 amino acids. Lineage: Eukaryota; Metazoa; Chordata; Actinopteri; Cypriniformes; Nemacheilidae. Gene Ontology annotation, cellular component: extracellular region. Gene Ontology annotation, biological process: defense response. The record is from RefSeq and is a predicted model, not a curated record.